AUGGUGGAGCGCGCAGCCUACCAGCGGUCGCGCAACGCUUCGCAACAGCGGCGGACGUCGCAGCAGCAGCAAGGCCAGUCGCAUAGCCAGGUCGCGCAGCCGUCGCAGCAGCCGCAGUCGCAGCAACAAGAGCAGGCGCACGGGCACAAUGUGAGCACCGUUGCUCAACCGCCAAACGCGCAGGCGCAAGCGCAGCCGGCGCAACCCGCGCAGCAAAGGGCUCAUCAUCGCGUGCUUCCACCGCAGCCGCGGCAACCGGCGCAGCAGAAGCGGCAGCAGUUGCGCCAGACCGCGGCGCAACGGCGCACGGCGCAAGCGCAGGCCGCGCGGCAAACUGGGGGGGAUACGGGGAAGGCGCAACCUGGCCAGGGGGAUACGGGGAAGCCGCCGCAGGGUCAGGGGGGCCAUGGGAAGGCGCAACUGGGCGGGGGCGCGAAUCCGCCAGUGCACGCCCCGCUUCCGCCCCUGCCGCGGAAGCAGCAGUCGCGGGUGCAAGCGCAGGGGGAGCAGCAGGGGGAAGCGCAGGCGGAGCAGCAAGGGGGGCAUCAGGCGGGGCAGCAGGGGGUACAGCAUAGGGGGCAGCAGGGGGGGCAAGCGAAUAGGUUACAACAAGAACCAUCACAGCAGCAACCAGAACAGCAGCACCAGCAGCAGCAGCAGCAGCAGCAUGGUUCCGCCGGGCAGGAUGGAACACACGGGCAGGCGUCCGGGCAGGCGUCCGGGCAGACGAAAGGGCACCUUCAAACAGACGGCCAGGAGCCAGGGGGGCAAACCCAAGGCCACGGGCAGGGAAGCGGGCAGGCUUCCGGGCAGGUUCCCGGGCAGGUUUCGGAGCAGCUGCCAAUGCACGAAGGCCACGUGGAGCAUGCUAUUCUGCCCGAGCGGCCGGAUUGGCUGGAUGAUUACGAGAUAGUGGGGAAGAUAGGCGAGGGGACGUACGGGCUGGUGUAUCUGGCGAAGGACCGGCGCAAGGGCAAGGGGUCGGGGCGGUCGGCUCUUAAGAAGUUCAAACAGACCAAGGAGGGCGAUGGCGUGUCCCCCACUGCCAUUCGCGAGAUCAUGCUACUACAGGAGUGCGAGCACGAGAACAUAGUGCAGCUGCUCAACGUGCACAUCAACCACACCGACAUGUCGCUCUUUCUUGCCUUUGACUACGCCGAGCAUGACCUCUAUGAGAUCAUCCGGUUCCAUCGAGAGCAUCUGAAGCGCCCUCUCUCGGAGUACACGGUGAAGUCGCUGCUCUGGCAGCUGCUGAAUGGACUGCACUACCUGCACAGCAAUUGGAUCAUUCAUCGAGAUCUCAAGCCCUCCAACAUCCUUGUGAUGGGCGAGGGCGAGGAGCAAGGGGUGAUCAAGAUCGGUGACUUUGGCCUUGCCCGCAUCUUCCAGUCGCCGCUACGACCACUCUCCGACAAUGGGGUCGUGGUAACCAUCUGGUAUCGAUCCCCGGAGCUGCUGCUAGGCUCGCGGCACUACACGUGCGCUGUCGACAUGUGGGCGGUGGGGUGCAUAUUCGCGGAGCUCCUCACACUCAAGCCCUUGUUCCAGGGCCUCGAGGACAAGACCUCCGCUAAUGCCUUCCAGAAGGACCAGCUGGAUAAGAUCUUCAGAGUGCUAGGCCACCCCACGGUGGACAAGUGGCCAAUGCUGCAGUACCUGCCGCACUGGCAGGCCAACCGGCAGCUCAUUCAAGACAAGAAGUACCCACAGCCGGAGCUCUAUCGCAUUCUGCACAGCUGGUCGCCCAACUCGCAUGCCGUCAACCUGUUGCUGCGCAUGCUUGACUAUGACCCGAAGAAGCGGAUAACAGCAGGGCAGGCACUCGAGCACGAGUACUUCCGCAUUGACCCUCUUCCAGGCCGCAACUCAUUCUUUUCAGGCCCAGUGGUCUACCCGCAGCACCAUCACUUUUUCCCUCACCUCACCUCGUCCCCUUCCCCCCCUCCCUUUCUCGCCCCUUCUUCACCCCACCCCAGCUCGUUCUUCUCAGGCCACCCCAUGGAGCGGCCAGUGGUGUACCCCAAGCGCAUGCCAGUUCCCUGCCACCCCAUGGAGCGGCCAGUGGUGUACCCCAAGCGCCCUGUGGACCUGUCAACCGACUUUGAAGGCAUCUCCACCCUCUCCUCCGCUGCUGCCUCCUCGCAUGUCGCUUCCCUCUCUGCCAUGCCUCCACCGCACCAGCAGCACCAUCACCAUCAGCAGCAGCACCAUCAGCAGCAGCAGCAGCACCAUCAGCAGCACCAUCAGCAGCAGCAGCAGCAGCAUCAGCAGCAGCAGCAUCAGCAGCAACAGCAGCAGCAGCAACACCAUCGGCACCAUCAGCAGCCUACUGACCCGUCAGCCUCGACCUCGGAGGCGCAAUGGCAGGAGGAGGAUAGUACGCAUAUCGUUUUCAAGCAUUUCAAGGUUCCGAUCCGCCCCAACACCGUCGGCGCUGUCCGCGUUUGCAAGUAUUGCGCCAUCGAGUUCAAGGGUGGUGCGUUUCGAUGCGCUCAGCAUCUCGCGAAAUGGAAGGGACAGAAAUCGCGCGACGUCCGCCUGUGCUCGAAGGUUCCGUCCGACGUGCGAGCGGCGGUGCGCGCGCAUUACGAGAAGAAGGCAACCGGCCGCGAUGAGAAAAGGAGGGCCGAAGAGGCUGCGCUCGAAGCUGUCGUGGGAGGUUCGAAGAAAGGCCGCAUCACCGACUUCCUUGGCGACGAGGCGAAAUGCAAGAAGGGCGAGGCGGACGACUCCGUCUGCAUGUUCUUCGUCGGCUGUCGCAUUCCCGAACACCACGCUGACAACCCGUUGUGGCGCAACAUGGUCAGGGCCAUUAACAACGUAGGCCCCGGUUAUGUCGCGCCGCGCCGUCGCUACGUGGGAGGGGCUGGGCUGAAGCUUUGCCGUCGCUACGUGGGAGGGGCUGGGCUGAAGCUUUGCCGUCGCGAGCUGGAAGAGGGAUGGCGUCACCUCGCCCUUUGCAUGGACGGGGGCUCCAACUAUGGGGCCGCCUGCAAGGAGCUCAUGGCGGAGUGGCCGCACAUCGAGUACGUGCCGUGCGCUACGCACGUGCUCGACCUCCUGAUGGAGGACGUGGGCCGUAUCCCGUGGGCGAAGGAGCUUGUGGAUCGGGGGACCGACAUGAUCAGCUACGUCCGCAACCACCAGUUCACCCGCAACUACCUGAGGAGUGGGGCGGUGCAGGGAGGAAAGGGGAAGCAGCUUGUGAAGCCGGCGGGAACCAGGUUCGGCACCAACUACAUCGCCCUCUCAAGGCUGUGCAAGCUGCGGUCCACAUUGGCUCAGAUGGUGCUGAGCGAGGAGUACGGCAACUGGGCGAUGGGGGCACGGAAGCUGACGGCGGAUACCUUCCGUGGCCACGUCAUGGACGACGAAUGGUGGAAGAAUGCAACGUACCUGGUGGAGCUCUUGGCGCUUCCGUUCAAGGUGAUGUGGGCCACGGACAGCAGCGCGAAAGGCAUAAUGGGCACCAUCUAUGACCUUAUGCUCCAGCUGACCGAGGACAUGAACACCAAGCUGGAGGCGGGGGAGAAGAUUCUGACGCGGGCGGAUGCGGCUGAGAUAGGGAGGAUUGUUAGGCGCCGUUGGGACGAGACCCUCGCUUUCGCUCUUCACGUCGUUGGCCGGAUCCUGAACCCGGCAAAUCAGGAAGAGGGUAUAUUCUGCAACGAUGUGGAAUGUACCCGCAUCUUCAAGGCGUUCAUCGCACGUCACUACGACGGCACCAACAAAGACGGUGAGGAGAAGCGGGCCUCUCUUGUUUUGCAAGAGGGGCUCACGGCCUUCCUCACCCUUGAAGGAUCCUUCGGCAACCCUGAGGCAAUUGCCGACAGGGAGGCCGUGAAGGCAGGCAAGCACUCGAUGGUGCAGUGGUGGGGAUGGCACGGGACUGACCACCCCCACCUGGCCAGCCUUGCGUGCCGUGCCCUGACACAGCCGGUGUCAGCCUCGCCGUGUGAGCGCGGGUGGGCAACGUGGGAGUCGGUGCACACUGCCCGCCGCAACAAGCUAGGCUCGGAGAAACUCCGGGACCUAGUUUAUGUGGCCCACAACUGGCAUGUGGUCCACAAGUACCACAAGAGGGCUGAGUCACUGGCGGUGCUUCCGGGCACCAUCCCUGAACCCGCUCUGCCGGAGGGAUACAAGGAGGAGGAGGAAGGGGAGGAGGAGGAGGAGGAGGAGGAGGUGGAGGGGGAUGAAGCCGUGCUGGCCGAUGAGUACGUGGAAUAA
Messenger RNA from Closterium sp. Naga37s-1, 4230 nucleotides. Lineage: Eukaryota; Viridiplantae; Streptophyta; Zygnematophyceae; Desmidiales; Closteriaceae. The record is from the annotation of a GenBank genome assembly.